AUGGGUGAAAGAUCAGAAGAAGCAGAUAAGGGAGGAGGCGGGAAGAUGGGUUUCCGGGGCGGGUCAUGGAAAGGCUGGCUGGCGGCCGAAGUGUCGUUGGUUAUGCGCUGGCCCAGGCCGGCCGUGUGUGUGCUGGAGCGUACCGCCGAGGCUCUCGAAGCCGCCCACCCCAAUGAAGCACCUCUUUUGGUCUUCACCAUCUCGAAGUUGACAAUGGCUAUGAUGACUUUUCAGGGGCAAAAGAAGGGGAGACGGAAGGGGCACCAACGCUAUGAACCUCCCGCGUCCCGACCAGAGGCGACCUGA
Molecule: messenger RNA, 306 nt
Organism: Colletotrichum destructivum
Lineage: Eukaryota; Fungi; Ascomycota; Sordariomycetes; Glomerellales; Glomerellaceae
Exons: 2
Coding region: 1-306 (101 amino acids)
Source: RefSeq, a predicted model, not a curated record